GAACGAGUUCCCGAGCGAGUUGUGCACGCUAAGGGUGCAGGAGCGCACGGUUACUUCGAGGUAACGCACGACAUUACCAAAUAUUGCAAAGCAAAGUUUUUGAAUGAAAUUGGAAAGCAAACACCAGUUUUUGCACGAUUCUCCACUGUUGCACUCGAGUCAGGAUCAGCUGAUACGGUCCGUGAUCCACGAGGAUUUGCCCUCAAGUUCUACACUGAGGAGGGAAUAUGGGAUAUGGUUGCCAACAACACACCGAUCUUCUUUGUCCGUGAUCCAAUGCAAUUUUCCAACUUUAUACAUGUCCUGAAAAGAAAUCCACAGACGCAUCUUAGAGAUAUGAACGCAUUAUUCGAUUUUUGGGCAAAUCGUCCUGAAAGUACUCACCAGGUAAUGUUCCUUAUGUCUGAUCGCGGAACUCCCGACGGAUUCCGUUUCAUGCAUGGAUAUGGCUCGCAUGCUUUCAAGCUUGUGAACGCCGAAGGCCAAGCGGUUUAUUGCAAAUUCCACUUCCAAACAAAGACUGUCAAGAACCUCAUGGCCGAAGACGCUAGGCGCUUAGUGGGUGAAGAUCCUGAUUAUUCUGUUCGCGACCUCUACAACGCUAUUGAUAGAGGCGAAUAUCCGGAAUGGUUCCUAUCUAUUCAAGUGAUGACCUUCGAACAAGCCGAAAAAUGGACAAUGGAUCCGUUUGAUGUCACCAAGGUCUGGCCCCACAAUGAGUUUCCGCUGAUGCCUGUUGGCAAAUUGGUUUUGAACAGAAACCCCACGAACUACUUUGCAGAGGUAGAGCAAUCAGCAUUUGCUCCAUCUCGUCUCGUGCCGGGAAUCGAAUUUUCCCCGGACAAACUACUUCAAGGACGUAUCUUCUCUUAUCCUGACACACAAUAUCAUCGUCUUGGACCUAAUUAUAUGCAACUUCCAAUUAAUUGUCCAUAUCGCAGCCGUCCACAAAACACUCAACGUGAUGGACUCGCUUGUUUUUAUAGCGAAGCACCACACUAUUUCCCUGAUAGCUUCAACGGGCACGUUGAAAAUAAGGAACGAACUGAAAGCGUAUUUCAUGUGAGCGGAGACGUGGAUCGUCAUGAUCCGGGUCACGACGAUGAUUUCGAACAGCCUAGAAUCUUUUGGCAACAAGUUAGUUGCUUUUACGCCUCACCUCCUGUUCAAGAGCGUUUCCUCAAGAACUACGGAAGUGUAGGUUGA
Molecule: messenger RNA, 1206 nt
Organism: Strongylus vulgaris
Lineage: Eukaryota; Metazoa; Nematoda; Chromadorea; Rhabditida; Strongylidae
Source: the annotation of a GenBank genome assembly